Molecule: messenger RNA, 2517 nt
Organism: Sebastes umbrosus (honeycomb rockfish)
Lineage: Eukaryota; Metazoa; Chordata; Actinopteri; Perciformes; Sebastidae
Gene: tedc1
Product: tubulin epsilon and delta complex 1
Exons: 9
Coding region: 187-1500 (437 amino acids)
Source: RefSeq, a predicted model, not a curated record
UCCCUGGCAACAGCUCGUACCCGGAAGUUGUUGUCUUGGCCGCGAAAUCUCAACAGCUCAAAGCUUCAUAGCGGUAGAGAUGUCAUUAAAAUGUCUUUCAAAUAGUCCCUAGAGGACUUCCAGCGGGACAGCGGAGUGGACAGAGCUCUGGCUCUAUGUGUGUGUGUGUAGUGUGUGGUGGCUGUGAUGCAGCGCAGUGUGGAGGUGAAGCAGGUGAAGCAGGUGAUCGGAGCUCUCUGCAGACUGCUAGCGGCCACCGGCCUGGACUCUGUCCCCGCACCGGAGGACUUCAGACGGGCUAAAUUCGGUGGUGGAGCCGAGGUGGAGGAUCAGUUUUGGCAGUUCCUCGCCAAUAUCCUUCAGACAGCGAGCAUUGUUUCCUGUGAAGCUAGUGCACAGCUAGGAGGAGCCACAGAGUACAGGAAGCUGGUAACUGCAGGCCUCUGGCAGACAGGCUACCAUGCUGACUGGAUGUAUGGAAGGGGGGGAGAAGGAGGGGAGGGCGGGAGAUUCUCCAGCAGAGACCUCCUCCUGGCGUUGGGCUGGCUGCUCGCUACAGGACAACUGGAGAAACUGCUGACACAGCGAGUACAGCAACUGGACAAAACACUACUCACACCUACACCUGUGAACAAUCAGUUUUCCAAUGAGCUCCAGUUAGACUCAGCAUCUCUGAGGAGACCUCAGUGGCUCAUUGGUUGUCUGAGACACCAGGGGCGGACCCUGCUGUCCAUGCAAGAAGAGCGAACUCGCCUGCUCCAUGCUGUUUUCUUUGCCAGCCUUCCCUCCUCUGUAUCCUCCUCCUCCUCCUCCACGGAUCAAAGCUCAACAGCGCUAAGGAAGGACUGUGUUUGUAUGCAGCGGCUCUGUGAUCUCCUAGAGGCAUAUCUGAACUGGAAACAGGUGGAGGAAGUCUUCUGGACCUGGAUGGACAGUGUGGCGGAUUGCCAUCUGACAGAUCCUGUCGUCACGAAGCCUACACAUGCACCCAAUGGGAGGGCCAGAGUGUGUCACCACGGAAACCAGGGGCUAGACAAAUUGGAGGACAUGCUAUUGUGUCUGCCUACAGGACAGAUAUCUGUUGGGAAUCGGGACACCCAGCUCCAAACCGGGCAGUCACGGACAAACCGGGACGUCUGGUCACCGUAUUUAAAGGACAGAGGAGAGGCAGAGGAGAUGCUGAGGACAGACGAGGAGGAGGAGGAGGAGGAGGAGGAGGAGAGAGGUUGCAGGGUGGAUCGGACACAUCUUGCCUCCCUCCUCUUCUCUCUUCUCUACCCUGCCUGCCCUCCAUCCUCCAGGUCUACAGAGCCAGGCUCCAGACUGAGAGGCCAGUCAGACACAGCAGCCACCGAGCAGGGGGGCCCCGCGGCGGGGACGAGACUCCGGACGGGCUCCCGGCAUCUCAGGCUGCGCGGCUGCUUCUCCAGACAGAGGCUCUGCUGCUGGAGAGGAGGGGCAUUCAGAGACUGGCCAAUAGGAUGCAGCUGCAGGAGAUGAUUGGCAGGCUGGAAGAACUGGUGUUGAUACCACCAUAGACUUUUUUUUAUUCCUUGAACCGCUAUUUUAUUAAUUCAGAAAUAAACACAAUAUUGAUUUUAAUUUUUUUUAUUUUUGCCAACGAUUCACUUGACGUUUGGAUGGAAAAGUGUUCUUCUUUCACAAGAAAAUAAGCUUCCAACAACUUUAGUUUGUUGUCGCUGAAAAUGAUAAUAACCUUCAUAUGUCAUUUUUUAAACAGUUACAAACUGAAGAGAAACAGGACAAAUAAGAACAAAAUUAAACAUUAACAUAAAGUUAAUACAUAAUUCCUAUUCUAUGCAGGCUGUCCUCAAUUUUUUACAAAUCAAACAAUACAGUAUAUAUAUUUUAGACGGUUAUCAAAUUCAAAAUUACUUACAAUGAAUUUUGUCAGUGCCCGAUCCAUCUUGGCUGCUCGAUCCGUUCUGCUCAUGUACGGGCGCGCCUACCCAGUAUGCCUUGCGGGAAGACCUGCCCCUACUCUGCCUCUGAUUGGCUACUGGCUUUUAACCGCUAACAGUAGGUAGCCUAGCUAUGAUGCUAACCAGAGCUUCAGAGCUGCCGUGGCUGAGGAGAGCAACUCAGCCACGGCAGCUCUGGCUAGGCUACCCGCUCAGAACACAGGGAUGUUUUUUUUUAUAAACGUUGUAUGCUAGUUCAUUAUUAAAUUCACUUCUGAGAAUUUUUGAGGCGAGAAAUCUGUGUAGAUUUUGAAUAUUGGGCAGUUUUACGAAAAUUGAUGGCUCCACAGAGAAGUUCCACAAACUGGCUUGGCUGGAGCUCUCUCAAGAAACCGGUCACGUAGACGCGCCUGUGGGGAUCACUGGUUAUGCGCAGAACGGAUCGGGCAGCUUGGACGGAUCGGGCACUGACAAAUCUAACAGAAUAAAAUGAAGUUCCUACAUCACAAACAUUACAACCACAAUUAACAAGAUCAGCAGUCACAGUCAUUGUAGAUUAAUGAGAUAUGAGAUUAAUAAAAUCCCUGUGUCCUCA